Messenger RNA from Daktulosphaira vitifoliae (grape phylloxera), 1956 nucleotides. Its product is annotated as trace amine-associated receptor 1. Gene Ontology annotation, biological process: neuropeptide signaling pathway. The transcript is spliced from 9 exons. The record is from RefSeq and is a predicted model, not a curated record. Gene Ontology annotation, cellular component: membrane. Bases 277 to 1566 code for a protein of 429 amino acids. Gene Ontology annotation, molecular function: corazonin receptor activity. NCBI's taxonomy places the organism in Eukaryota, Metazoa, Arthropoda, Insecta, Hemiptera, Phylloxeridae.
AUCUCUGGUUGGAAAUUUACUUUAAUAUACGACAUACAUGCAAGUCGUCUGUUGAACGCUUGCGCUUCGGUCCUUUCGCAGUUUAAAUUGACGAUCCUACUGGGAGAUCAGCAGUACAAUCUCUGCCGUUUUACUCGUAUGUUUAUCGUCUAACACUCUUAAGUCGGGAACAUAACGAGUUGUGGAAAUAAUAUUACACUCAUGGAACUUAAUGAUUUUAUCAUAUUCGCUGUACUAAGAGCGUUUCAGUUGAAAUAAAAAGAAACCAUGUAAAAAAUGAGGGGAGGUAAAUCUUCGGUGCUUACAGCACCACUGCUGUUCAAUAGUAGUUGUUGGCAUCCACGCAUUUAUUCAAAUGGACUGGUACAUCGCAUAACCGUAUCAGGUGUCACAGAAAGUGCCCUUGUAUCGUUACUCACGUUAUCAAUAUUAAUUGCAAAUUUGGUGGUUAUAAUUACAAUAAAUAGUAGCAAAUAUGCAAAAUUUAUACAUCCACAGCCUCGGUAUCUGGUCACGUCUUUAGCGUGUAAUGAUCUGGCCAUUGGACUACUUGUUACACCUCUAGCUGCUUUUUCAGCUCUAGUUCAUUGUUGGCCAUACUCAGAAAUCGUAUGUCAAAUACAAGCUUUAUUGAGAGCUGCCUUGCCCCAACAAAAUGCCAUGAUAUUGGUAUUUAUGGCAGUUGAUCGGUACACAUGCAUGCUCCAUCCAGACAAAUAUCAUAAACACUCCAGCAAAAAAGGGUGUAUGUUAGUAUUAAGUCUUACUUUAAUGGGUUCACUAACCGCUUUUGGUGCUGUCGUUAUUCGCCGAGGAGGAUACUAUUACAACGGAAAUGGUUUGAUGGCAUGCGAACCUUUCUAUCAAAGACCAAGUUUGCGUAUACUGGCCGCUUGCCUAUUUUACUUUCCAACUACAAUGGCACUUAUGUAUUUUUAUGGUUCAGCUUUACACGUGGAUAGACUUAGGCAUAGGCAGCAAAUAAAUAUUUGUGCAAUUCUAGUGCAACCUAUGUUAACAAACAACAUAGCUACAAAGAAUUCCCUUAACGAAGCGUCCGAACAAGUAAGUUCCAAUGAAUUGAGACAAAGCAUACGAACGACAAGAACCAUGGGAGCUGUUGCAUUGUGCUUUAUCGUAGCUGUGACUCCUUGGACUAUCCAAGAAGUUGUCACGGCUUGUACUGGUAGUAAGAUGCCUCCUGCUGUGGAUUUCUUCAUAACAUGGAUAGCAAUGAGUAAUAGUUUUUGGAAUCCGUUUAUUUAUUGGUCACUCAAUAGAAAAUUUAGAGGAAUCAGUCGCAGCAUUAUAAAGACAAAAAUAUUUUGUCGAAAAAAAUAUAGUUCCAGUGUCAUAUCGUCUUCAUGCAACCUAGGACAUCAAGAGGGUUGUUGUGCUAAUGGUGAUAUGUGCUUUAUGACCCUACAAAAAGACAAUGAGGUCAUCAUUGAAGAAGACAGAGAAUCGACAGAGUCGCAGGAUAGAGGUGGAUUUCCUCCAACGCCUCCACCUCCACCACCUUAUCACAGGGCCAACUCACAACAUUGUCCAGCAAGAAAAUUUUAAAAAGAAAGUUUUUCAUCUUAGGAUACAGUAAAAAAAAUUGUAAAUAAAAAUGUAAAAAAUCAAUUUAUAAAAACCUGUAAUAUACAAAAAAAAUUAAAAAACAAAAUUAAUGUUAAAACUGUACUCAAUAAACUAAUAUUUUAAUAAUGAAAAUAUCUACGUAGGAGAUUAUAAAAUAACUGUGAUUUUUUUAUACGAGUACAAUUUUUCUACUUCAUUUAUUAAACCUUAAUUUAGACAUAUAACUCGAAAACAUCUAGCAUUUCCAAAGGUUUAUAAAAAUAAAAUAAACACAAUCAAUCUUUGGAUUAUUCCAAAAGCCAUAUCAACUCAUAUUUCCUUAAUUAUAAUCUGAUUACUAGUUUUAAGUAUUAUAAUUACAGUACAUAU